Molecule: messenger RNA, 2049 nt
Organism: Sphenostylis stenocarpa
Lineage: Eukaryota; Viridiplantae; Streptophyta; Magnoliopsida; Fabales; Fabaceae
Source: the annotation of a GenBank genome assembly
AUGGAAUCGAGUCGAAGAGCGGUGGAAUCGUACUGGAGAUGGCGCUUGAUCGAUUCAGCAACCACUGACGAAGAGAAUGUCACACCUGUCUACAAACUCGACGAAAUCUGCGAACUUCUACGCUCUUCUCAUCCUACCAUCGUCAAGGAGCUCUCAGAAUUCAUCCUCAAACGCCUCGACAAUAAAAACCCCAUCGUCAAACACAAGGCUUUAAGAUUGAUCAAAUAUGCGGUUGGAAAGUGUGGUGUAGAAUUUAGAAGGGAAAUGCAGAGACAUUCAAUGGCAAUUCGUCAGUUGUUACAGUACAAGGGUCAAUUGGAUCCUCUGAAAGGCGAUGCACUCAACAGGGUUGUGAGAGACAGUGCUCAACAGACCAUCGCUGCAGUUUUUUCUACAGAUGAUAACAACAGCAAGCCACUGCCUUCAGCUUCUGCUGAUCUCAAUAGACGGAUAGAAGGGUUUGGGAACACCAACUUUCAAGCGCCUGCUCAGGAUAAGAAAUCGUUUCUCAGUGAGGUCGUUGAUAUUGGAAGUGCAACCAUCAAGCAAGGACUCAGUGCCUUCACACAAGCGCAUCCUCCGCUUAUCAAGAAUGAAGCUGCGAGUGGAACAUACAAGGGCCCCCACAAAUUUCGUGGCUCAUUCAAUGCCGAAACCGAACGUGGCGAGAGGUAUGAACCUGCUGCAUACGGUUCUGGAAUUACUUCUGGACUUUCAAAGAAUCAAUCUGGUGGCCCUUGGAACCAGGAUGCAAGUCUAAGUAGGAUGGAAAUGUCGAAUAGGAAAACUGAUGCUGGUUAUGCAGAGAGUACGACACAAGAGGAAAGAUUGCUGGAGACAAUUGCAAGUUCUGGAGGCGUGCGCCUACAGCCCACUCGAGAUGCCAUUCAAGUUUUCCUACGAGAGGCUGCAAAGUUGGAUGCCAUGGCUUUAUGUCAUGCCCUUGAACGAAAGCUCCAAUCUCCAAUGUGGCAGGCAUGUGUUCGUGUGAAAGCUGUUUGUGUCCUUGAGUCCAUCCUUAGAAACAAAGAUGAUGAUAAUUGUUCACGUAUGGCGACUUACUUUGCUGAAAACAAUGAUCUGGUUUUAAGAUGUUCGGAAUCCCCCCAAGCCUCUUUAAGGGAAAAGGCAAACAAGGUUCUUGGUCUUUUAGGUGGAGGCCAACUAAACAGUUCCAUUAAUUCAGGGAAGGCUAUGAAGACGGAUAGUGCUGCUGUUGCUGAGUUACCUGACUUGUUAGACACUGGUGAUUUGAAUGACACGCCUCCUCCGGCUCUGGCUGAUGUUUUAUUUGGAAAUUUUAGUUACUCUGGAUUAGUUAGUAACGAACUAAAAAAUGAUGAUGAUGAUGACCCCUUUGCUGAUGUGUCAUUUUAUUCUAAUGACAACAAAGAGCAUAGCGAUGUCUUUUCUAGGAUGACUGUUGGUAAUGAUAAACAGGGUCACCACGUAAGUAAUGACAGUUUUGCCACGAAUUCCAGGCAUAGAAAUAAUGGAGAGUUUGUUGAUCAUUUAUUGUCUGGCUUGUCUGUUGAUGAAAAUACCCCCUCCAGUGCAAAACAGAAAGGAACAUCCCCUGCCAUGCAAUCUGAAUCGUUAUUUUCUGGUUUAAAUAAUCAUGCUAGUCAUGUGGGACCGAACAAUGGUUUUGGUAGCAUGUUGGGCUCUCAACCAGUUGGAUUCAAUGUAAAUUCCAUAUUUCCCUCCGGUCAUCCAUCUUAUAUUACGCAACCUGGCAUUAUGUUGAACCAGCCAUAUUCUUCUCAGCCACUUAAUUAUGGUGCCAUGGGAAAUCUCUUGGCUCAGCAGCAAUUUCUGGCAACAAUGGCUAAUUUCCAACACCUUAAUAAUGUCAACAAGCAUGAUGGUGGUACUGCUCAAAAUGCUGGAAGCAAUGAAAGAACACCUCUUCCGGACAUAUUCCAAUCAAAAUUUUCAACUCAAACUCCUAGCUCUAUGAUCAACAGUUCAAAGAAAGAAGAAACUAAAGCAUUUGAUUUUAUCUCAGACCAUCUUGCUAAAGCAAAUGAUGCAAGGAGAGUGAUUUGA